Messenger RNA from Amphiprion ocellaris (clown anemonefish), 5226 nucleotides. It is a transcript of the gene dgki, whose product is annotated as diacylglycerol kinase, iota. The transcript is spliced from 34 exons. Bases 338 to 3244 code for a protein of 968 amino acids. Gene Ontology annotation, cellular component: nucleus. Gene Ontology annotation, molecular function: protein binding; ATP-dependent diacylglycerol kinase activity. The record is from RefSeq and is a predicted model, not a curated record. NCBI's taxonomy places the organism in Eukaryota, Metazoa, Chordata, Actinopteri, Pomacentridae. Gene Ontology annotation, biological process: diacylglycerol metabolic process; intracellular signal transduction; regulation of synaptic transmission, glutamatergic.
AAAAAACAAUCGUUAGUAUUUUAUUUUGAAGGCGGACGUCCAACCGCCGCCUGGCUGACGUCCGCAACUUGACGUAGCUCGCGCGCUGUUGGUCAGCGGGCUCGUGAGUGCAGUUCGGUCUGUUGUCCAGGCGGCUGCGCGUGCGGUUGCGUACCUGGCCGCAGUAUAUAAAGACGGUCAACGGCCAGAAACCUCAACGGUCGCCGCUCGCUGCUCGGUUCAAAAACCCACCCGCAAACAUUUCACUUCUCCCCCCGACACCGGCAUCAGCGUCCCCGGCACAAGCCGGGGCAGAGGGGGGUCCAGCGCGGGGCGAGACAGCCGAGGACCGACCAGCAUGGACCCCCAAACGAAGGACCGCACCAGCCCGGCGGCGGGAGGCUUCAGCGGGCGUCUGGCCUCUCUGGGAGCCGACGGGGGCGACUCCGAGUCCGGAGCCGGCUCUGAGGAGGCUGCCGUGGGCUGCUGCAGCGACACGUUCAGCAGUCUGCCCGACAUGGAGCAGGAUACUCUGGAGGAGAAAUUAAGAGGACUGGCGUUCAGAAAGCAGACCUCGUAUCGGAAGGCGAUCUCCCGCUCAGGCGUCCAUUACCUCGGUCCACCUCAACCGUCGCUUCCUCCGGCCUCCAACGGACCCAACAAGGAGCUACGAACCUGCUUGGACUGGACGGAGAACGCAGUGAACGGGGAUCACCUGUGGAUGGAGACGAGUUGUUCUGGAGAGCUUUGUUACCUCGGAGAGGACACCUGCCUGCUCAAGACUGCAAAGUCGGCCCCCAGGAGGAAAUGUGCAGCCUGCAAGAUCGUUGUUCACACCAGCUGCAUAGAGCAACUAGAAAAGAUUAACUUCCGCUGUAAGCCGACCUUCAGAGAGGGAGGAUCCAGGUGCCUCAGAGAUAACGUACUGAGGCAUCACUGGGUUCACAGACGAAGACAGGAGGGGAAAUGUAGGCAGUGUGGAAAGAGUUUUCAGCAGAAGUUCUUCCACAGUAAAGAAAUCAUCGCCAUCAGCUGUUCUUGGUGUAAACAGGCUUUCCACAACAAGGUGACGUGUUUCAUGCUGCACCAGAUCGAGGAGCCGUGUUCUCUGGGGGCCCACGCCGGAGUCAUAGUCCCACCCUCCUGGAUCAUCAAAGUCAGGAAACCACAGAGCUCACUGAAGAACUCUGCCAGGAGAAAAAAGAGGACUUCUUUCAAACGGAGAACAAGCAAAAAGGGCCUGGAUGAGUCUAAAUGGCGUCCGUUCAUGUUGAAGCCCCUCCCCUCUCCCCUCAUGAAGCCCAUCUUGGUUUUUGUCAAUCCCAAGAGUGGAGGCAACCAGGGUGCCAAGGUGUUACAGAUGUUUAUGUGGAUCUUGAACCCUCGCCAAGUCUUCGACCUGUCUCAGGGUGGACUGCGAGAGGCGUUGGAGUUGUAUCGUAAAGUGCCAAAUCUGAGGAUCCUUGCCUGUGGAGGAGACGGCACGGUGGGGUGGAUUCUGUCGGCUCUCGAUGAGCUGCAGAUGAACCCGCAGCCUCCGGUGGCUGUGCUUCCUCUGGGAACAGGAAAUGACCUCGCCAGGACGCUCAACUGGGGCGGGGGCUACACAGAUGAACCGGUGUCCAAGGUUCUGUGUCAUGUGGAGGACGGUUCGGUGGUGCAGCUGGACAGGUGGAACCUCCUGGUGGAGAAGAGUUCUGUACAGCCAGAGGAGGGAACCCAGAAGCUGCCCCUGAAUGUAUUCAACAACUACUUCAGCCUGGGCUUCGAUGCUCACGUCACCCUGGAGUUCCACGAGUCCAGAGAGGCCAACCCAGAAAAGUUUAACAGUCGCUUCCGCAACAAGAUGUUCUAUGCAGGAGCUGCCUUCUCAGAUUUCCUCCAGAGGAGCUCCAGGGAUUUGUCCAAACACGUCAGAGUGGUGUGUGACGGUACAGAUCUGACUCCCAAGAUCCAGGAGCUGAAAUUCCAGUGCAUCGUGUUUCUAAACAUUCCCAGGUACUGUGCUGGCACCAUGCCGUGGGGAAACACAGGCGACCAUCGCGACUUCGAACCUCAGCGCCAUGACGACGGCUGCAUCGAGGUCAUCGGCUUCACCAUGGCCUCGCUGGCGGCGCUGCAGGUUGGAGGUCAUGGAGAGAGACUUCACCAGUGCAGAGAAGUUGUCCUCACUACCUUCAAGACCGUACCUGUUCAGGUGGAUGGAGAACCCUGCCGACUGGCUCCAUCAACGCUCCGCAUCUCCCUCCGAAAUCAGGCCAACAUGGUCCAGAAAAGCAAGAGGCGAACUUCAGUACCGCUGCUCAACGAUAUUCAGAAGGUGUGUGCAGCUGAUCUGCGCCGCCUCUCUGCUCCCCCCGACUCCUUCUCUGUUCCUCAUGCAGUUCCGGACCGCCUCCGCCUUCGAGUGAACCGGAUCAGCCUCCAGGAGUACGACCGGCUGCAGUACGACAAGGAGCGGCUGCGAGACAUCUCCAUCCCAGUGGGAAUAGUGGUGGUGAGAGGAGACUGUGACCUGGAGACAUGCAGACUUUAUAUCGACAGAUUACAAGAUGACUUACACCAGGCGCCACCUACUGGCCACAGAGUGCACUAUCAGGAUGAGAGCAGAGGAAUCCCCAGGACCAGUUCAACCAGUAGACUGUCUCCCAACUGGAGCUUCUUGGAUUCCACAUCAGCUGACCGCUUCUAUCGCAUCGACAAGGCUCAGGAACACCUCCACUUUGUGACAGAAAUCUGUCAGGACGAGGUGUUCAUCCUGGACCACGAGGGUCCUGUGGUGAACCAGGGCUCGUCCACAGGGAUGCCAGAUCUGGUGGUGGAACCCACGGCAGGAGCUCCUCUGACACUUGAAGAACAAGCGCUGCUGACUGCUGCCGGCUCUGGGGAUCUCCCAACGUUGUCAGAGUGUGUGGGUCAGGGUGUGAGUCUGCUGGUCAGAGACUCUGGAGGCUGUUCAGCGUUACACAUAGCAGCUCAGAACGGACACGCACACCUGGUCAGCUACAUCCUGCAGCAAGGGUCUAAGGUUCUUCUGGAUUUGACAGACAGAGAGAAAGGGGAUACCGCCCUGCACAAAGCCGCCUCAGAGAAGCAGCAUGCGGUGUGUCGGCUGCUGGUGGAGGCCGGAGCGUCGCUGGAAAAGACCAACUUCCAGGGGAAGACGCCGGCAGAACAAGCAGAGGGAGACUCUGAGCUGGCCACGUACCUGAGCUCCCAGCAGAGUUCAUCUGGUAACCAUGAAGACCUGGAGACGGCCGUCUGAGGCGCGACACACACUCUCACACACUCUCACACACUCUCACACACACUGUCUGGACUCCAACACACUCCUAGUGGAGACCGACGGAGAGGAAAGUGUUUCAGAAACGACCCGAGUCUGGAUCCGAGUCGAUGAACUGCUUCAGCAGCACUGCAGUGACGAUUUUAAUGGUCAACUAUUUAUUUGUAUUUAUUUAUUCAUAUUCUAUUUAUUGGUUGUGCUGAUUGAUUGAUUGAUUGACUGAUUGUAGGACUUUUAACGGUUCAAGAUGCAAGUGCAAUUUGACCAGCCGUCACAUGUGGUGAGUUCACCUGCUGGACUCACAGAAACACGUUUCUUAUCUUGUAAGGGAUUUUACUCAGUAGGACUCCUACAGUGUCCAUUAAGCAUUUAAAUAGCAAGAAACAGUAAAAGUUCAUCCCUUAAAACCUGCGUGCCAAAGACAUUGCACCAAUGUCGUGUCAUAUCCAGUUCAGAACUUUAGUAAAAGGCCUGACACGUGACUCCACGUCCUCCCAAACGUUUAAAACUGUCUUUAACACCAAAUUAUGCAACGAUGUUUAUCACAAGCCACUUCAUUCGAUGAGUCACCAGAAGUUACAGAAAGCACAGGAAGUGGUUCAACAUAUCGCCCAGAAACUCUCCCAGACGACCACACAGGUUUAUAGGAAGUACUCGCAGUAGAUCUUAAAAAGUCCCUGCUGUGGGUGUUUUGUGCCCCAUCAUUAGGUUCCUUUGGUGAGGUGGUGUGGACGUUUUCCAGAGCAGCCGAGGAUCAGCGUAGAACCAACGGCUCCAACUGCAGCCCAACAGUGAGUUAUCUGGAGGAAGUAGGCUGCUGGGAAAGUCCAGAUCCUCUACAGAGGUCCUCACUGAGCUCCUUCUUCUGGGCCAUUAGUCCAUGGGCCCAGACCCAACGUUUCCAGUAUCAGUACCACUCAAGGUGACCAAUUCUUUUUGGUAUUUUUAACCAGCUAUAUGUCUCAGUUUGCAUUUUGAUAUGACAGCCGCUGCAGACUCACAGCUUCAUAAAUGUUAUCACUGGUUUAAUGGACACAAUGAAAGGGUCUGAGCCUGAAGUCGAGUUGGACAGGAUUAUUCCUCAUGAUGAAAAACAAGAAGUGCCACACAUCAUCUGUGUUAAUAACUUUACAACACAGAACAAUACUGCAACAAACUGGAGUCUGACAAAGAUUUCAUUGCUAUGGUAACAAGAUCGUCAGUGACAAAAACAAGAAACAGAAUGACAAAGCAAGACACAAAAUGACAAAAACGAGACACAAAACAACAAGACUUAAAUUGACCAAAACAAAGCAUGAAAAGAAAGUACAGACAAACAAGAAACGCAUUCAUCUGGAUCUGAUGUUUAAUUUUAUUAAUAUAUAUAUAUAUUUAUUAUUAUUGUUAUUAAAAUGAAUUGUGUAAUAUCACAGUUAGGUGAAUGUGAGCGUUUCACUAAUAAGUGAUGAAGCUGCCAGUGUGGAAAGACUCUCACAUCUUAAUGUACUUAUAGUAACACAACGUACAUUUUAGUACCACUUAGGUUUGGUCUCCUGAGCUGGUUCCAGUAUCUGGUCUGGACCAUGGACUACACGAUGACCAGAAAUUGAGAAGGACCAGAACACAUUUCCUCUAUUUAUACUCUUCUGGAAAGAUGCUAUUUUUUUUAGUCAUUGUUGAACCUUUGGUCCACAAAAAAGGCUUUUAUUCCAUUGAAACAUCUUGAAAUAACUAUAGGACAAAGAUGAACACAUUUGGGACACUUUAGUUGAGAUAUUUUCAGUCUGAACAUGAGCAAAAAGUCACUUUUGGCGUAUAACUAUUGUUCUGUAAAUGAGGUUUAGCCAACUCAUAUGUGGAUCAACAAGGUGUAGAACCAACAGCUUCAACUGCAGCCCAACUGUGAGUUAUUUGGUGGAAGCAGGCAGCGAGGAACUUCCAAGUUCUACACAAAACCAAUUAAAAAUUCAUCUCCUUGGACAGCA